AUGGCUUUCCCUUGGCAUCUCAGUAAAAAACAAAGACCAACCAAAGCUGAAGAGAUGAGCUUCACCGAGCAAUUCCUAGCACUUGGCUCCAACAACAAAAUAACCAAUGCGCUUUUGUGGGGCAUCUUCGCCGUUGGCGUGUUGAAAGCUACCACUUUCGUGUUGAGUUUGUCCAGCUUGGUCGCAGACUUGUUUGUCCUGCCAGGCGUGAGCUUCUCCAAGUAUGGUGCCAAGAAGGGCAAGUACUGUGUUGUCACUGGUGCCAGUGACGGAAUUGGCAAGGAAUACGCACGCCAGUUGGCCAAGCGCGGGUUCAACUUGAUCCUCAUCUCGCGCACUCUUUCGAAACUGGAGGCAUUGAAGGCGGAUUUCGAGAGCGCGUUCGGCGUGCAGGUCAAGGUUUUGGCCAUUGACAUCGCACAGGAUUCGCCCGAGAACUACUCCAAGAUCCGGGACAUCUGCGCGGGGCUUCCUGUGACAGUUUUGAUCAACAACGUGGGCCAGAGCCACAGCAUCCCUGUGCCCUUCUUGGAGACGGAGGAGGACGAGAUGCGCAACAUCAUCACCAUCAACACGACCGCGACGCUCAAGAUCACCCAACUGGUUGCUCCCUUGAUUGUGCAGAACGCCAAGGAAUCCCGCUGCAGAGGUCUCAUUUUGACGAUGGGUUCUUUCGGCGGCCUGCUCCCCACCCCUCUCCUCGCCACCUACUCUGGCUCCAAGGCCUUUUUGCAAGCGUGGUCCGCCGCGCUAGCUGGCGAGCUGAAACCCCAGAACGUCGACGUUGAGAUCGUGCUGUCGUACUUGGUCACCAGCGCGAUGUCGAAGGUCCGCAGAUCCUCGGCGAUGAUCCCCAGCCCAGCGCAGUUCGUGGCCGCGACGCUCAAGAGCGUGGGCCGCCGCUCGGGCGCGCAGGAGCGGUUCGCGACGAUGACUCCAUACUGGUCGCACGCGCUGUACCACUUCCUGAUCGAAAACACGGUCGGCGUCUACAGCAAGGCGGCCAACACGAUCAACUACACCUUCCACAAGAGCAUUCGGACGCGCGCGCUGCGCAAGGCCGCCAGACAGGCCAAGCACGAGUGA
This is a messenger RNA of Lachancea thermotolerans CBS 6340, 1086 nucleotides long. It is a transcript of the gene IFA38, whose product is annotated as ketoreductase. Lineage: Eukaryota; Fungi; Ascomycota; Saccharomycetes; Saccharomycetales; Saccharomycetaceae. The coding region runs from base 1 to 1086 and encodes 361 amino acids. Gene Ontology annotation, molecular function: ketoreductase activity. The record is from RefSeq and is a predicted model, not a curated record. Gene Ontology annotation, cellular component: endoplasmic reticulum. Gene Ontology annotation, biological process: fatty acid elongation. The transcript has a single exon.